This is a messenger RNA of Ochlerotatus camptorhynchus, 1370 nucleotides long. Its product is annotated as zinc finger protein 184-like. Gene Ontology annotation, biological process: regulation of transcription by RNA polymerase II. Gene Ontology annotation, molecular function: zinc ion binding; chromatin insulator sequence binding. Gene Ontology annotation, cellular component: nucleus; chromosome. The transcript has 2 exons. Lineage: Eukaryota; Metazoa; Arthropoda; Insecta; Diptera; Culicidae. The record is from RefSeq and is a predicted model, not a curated record. Bases 141 to 1313 code for a protein of 390 amino acids.
ACAAAUUAUCGAUUUUCGCAUCCACCCACCAGUCAAAGGCGCACUGUAAACAAAACACACCGAUUGUAGCUACCCAUCUUUCCCAGUAGACCAGUGAAUCGAUCGUUUGCGGUUUUUACGAGAAAAGUCCAACCUUUGCGAUGGAAGCAACCACCGUCGCCACUUUGCUGGAGAUACCAAGCAACAACCCCAUCUCGUACUGUCGACUGUGUCUGUCCAGUUCGCUGGUGGAACCCCUCUUUCCUGGGGAUCCGAAACAGAGCUUGAUCGAUCUGAUAGCUAAGAAUGUCCAGGUCACGUUAAUGGUCGAGGAGGAUCUGCCCUGUGCCGUAUGUCAGAAUUGUCGCCUGAAGCUGGAGGAUUUCGAACGAUUCCGUGAUCAAUGCCAGAAGUUGGACAGCUUUGUCCGUACCAGACGACGGGAGUUGGCACUAUUGCAGGAAGCAGUCGUCGGGCCGCAGCUUGAAGAUGACGGUGCCAUGGGAUUGGGGGACGUAUCCGAAGAAAUUGCCAUCAAAGCCGAUCCGGAAGCAUUGCUUGGAGACGAGGACAGCUUACCGUACGUACUGACUGACGAUAGCUGGCACCGGUGUAAGUUCUGCUCGGAAGCAUUCCAGAGUUUGUCCGUACUGGUGGAGCACUUCCGGAUGCGUCAUCCGGAUGAAUCAAAAAUGUACAAAUGUCCCCACUGUUCGCGUGCGUACGCGGCUAUAGAAGCCAGUGAGACUGUGUGUCCGACGUUUAAAUGUGACGAAUGCGAUGCCGGUUUCGGUCACCGGAUUGGAUUGUCCCGACACAAGGACCGCUAUCACAAUAAGGCUUCUCCGAACUAUUCCAUCCAGCGAUUCAAGUGCGAUCACUGUCCGAACGUAUUCGUCGAUGUGAAGCAGCGUUCCCGGCAUCAACUGCAGGAGCACAUGAGUGCUCCGAAAAGUAGCAAGAGCUCAUCGCAGGUCGAUGGGAUUCACGUGUGCGAGAAGUGCGCGGUCACGUUUUCGCCGUACCAGGCGCUGCUGGUUCACAUCCAGGAGUACCACUGGAAUGAUCCACCGCAGGAGACGUUCAACUGUUCGGUUUGUACGAAGCCCUUCGACAAACGGCGACUGCUGCAGUAUCACAUUCUGGUGGCACACCUGGGACAGAUUCCCUAUGCUUGCAACCACUGCGGAGAAUGGUUUCGGACCAAGUCACAGCUGAAACAGCACAAGGCCAUGUUCCACGAGCGGAAUCUAUUCGAUGCUAAUCGGUGCGAAUUUUGCGGUCAGACCUGCGUCGAGGAAGAACCGCAGCAGGAGGUACAGGCUAUGCAAUAAGAGUGUGCUGGGGUUGGUGGCUUUUUCUUGAUGUGUGUUGAAUAAAGAUGUGAAAUG